Messenger RNA from Closterium sp. NIES-67, 4477 nucleotides. Lineage: Eukaryota; Viridiplantae; Streptophyta; Zygnematophyceae; Desmidiales; Closteriaceae. The record is from the annotation of a GenBank genome assembly.
AUCGUUGUAUAAUCACCAGCUCUGCCACAUUUCAACUAUCAGCUAUCUUGGCAUCAAUAUCCAGAGCUCCGCUGUAGGUUACCACAUUUCCGAACUGGGGAGUGCGUCCCCACACUCUUCUUGCCCUUCACACCUGCAAAACUUCCUGUCCCUAGCUCCUCCCUUGUUCAGCUCAUCCUUAGUACUAGGUUAUCUCAGACUACGCGACGCGAUUCCCGCUGGUUCUUAGGGCUCGGAACCCGGUUCCCUCAUCCAGUUUGCCUGGAUCUUGGCACCCCUUUCACCCGUGUCUUUGCAAUCAAGCCAUGAGAACAGGCUCCGAAAGUGUCGAAGCAGACCAGUCUCCGUCCUCCGUGCAUUCCAGCGUCUUAGCACCCGACGAACAGGCGCUCCGCUUCAGCCCACCCAGCUUCUUAACUAACUCCUCCUCCUCCUCCUCUGCGCUCAACACACCCUUCUCUUCCCCGCCCAUGCCUUCUAAGGACUCCCCGAGUCCUCACACGGUUGUUAAUGUCAUCGGGCCGUCAGCCACUGACCCUUUGAAGCCCUUGUCUCUCGCAAACUACUCUCAAAAUGUUCUUUCCUUUCACCAUAUCGCGUACACUGUUCGCCGCAGCCGCCACGGCCUACUCUCGCGCCGCUCUCGCUCCAGCGCCGAGCCUCACUCCUCCAAGUUCGCGUCUUUACCGACUCCCUCCGCCGCUUCCGGCGCGCGCGUCGAAGCCGCGGGCGACGGAAAGGCGUCGGAGUCGUAUCGCCGCAUUCUCAACGACAUCUCGGGUUUCGCACGCUCCAACGAGGUGACCGCAAUCGUCGGGCCGUCGGGCUCGGGAAAGACGACGCUCCUCGAUGUGCUCGCGCACCGCAUCGCCGCCGCCGCCGCCCCCAGUGGCGCGCAACAGCUCAAGCAGGCGACUCCUAACGCUGCCGCCGCCGCCGCCGCAGGAGGCGGGCGGACCGGGCACAUCGAGCUGGACGGCGUGCCGAUGACGAGUAAUAUGAUGCGGCGCGUGUCGGCGUACGUUAUGCAGGAUGACCUGAUGCACCCGACGCUGACGGCGCGCGAGACGCUGAUGUUCUCGGCCGAGAUGAACCUGCCGAGUCGGCUGUUCUCGCACCGGGAGAAAGCAGCGCGCGUGGAGCGACUGCUGGAAAUUCUGGGGCUGUCGCACGUCGCCAACACCAUCAUCGGCGACGAGAAUAGAAGAGGCGUGUCGGGUGGCGAACGCAAGCGCGUGGCGAUCGGCGCGCACAUCGUGCACGACCCCAAGAUCCUCUUCCUGGACGAGCCGACGUCCGGCCUCGACUCCACAAACGCGUGCCGCGUUGUCAACAUCUUGCACGACAUCGCCGUGCAGUCGCACAGCAUCGUCGUCAUGGUGCUGCACCAGCCGUCGUUCCGCAUCCUCGAGCUCGUCGACCGCAUCCUGCUGCUCUCCGCGGGCAACGCGGUCUUCUUCGGCGCGCCGCGCGGCAUGCCCGCGUUCUUUGCGGAGUUCGGCCAGCCCGUGCCGCAAUUCGCGAAUCCGACGGAGUACGCGCUCGAGCUGCUGGACCGGCUUGGCGCGACGCCGACGGGUUUGGACGAUCUGCACGCGUUCGCGCAGGAGUGGCUGCGCGGGAAGUGCUCCGAUAACAACGGCGGGAAAUCCGCCGCGAAUGGCGGGAAAUCUGCAGCUUCCCUCGCUAUCGCAGGCGCUGCUGACGUUCAAGAAGACGCGAUAGGCGCUGAGUCCAACCCUACCGCUUCUGACGGCGUGGAACGCAUGUGCGAGGGCUCGAUCAACGGGGGCAAGAUGACCAACGGCGACGCUCGCGACAGUAGCGAAACCCGCGAGAGCAGCGGAAGUAACGACAGCUCGUCCGCGUUGCUCCCAGCCGCCACCGCGGACACGGCCACGAGCCGCCUGGUGCAGCAGCGGGCCCCUCCACCGGCAAUCCCGGAGGAAGUCCUGGUGAUCGAGAGCGAUGGCGCCGGCGCCGGCGAUGGCGAUGGCGAUGGGGAUGGGGAUGGGGAUGGGGCAUCGGCGGAUGGGGCUGGUGCGCGCACUGCGGGAGCGGCAAGCGCGGAUCCCGCGCGCGGGUCGUCGUCGGCGUCGACGGUCGUCUCCGCGCCGCCGUCUCGCUGGGCGUCGGUGUUCCACACGAAACAGAGUGGGCAGAGGCAGGAGGAGCUACUAAGAAAGAAGCGGCAGCAGCAGUGCGUGGUAGAGAGCAAUUACAAGGGCACGCGGCGGUACGCGAACAGCUGGCCGCGCGAGCUGUGGAUUUUGCUGCGCCGCGCGGCGCUGAUCAUCAUGCGCAACCCCGCGCUGUACGGGCUGCGCCUGGGGCUGCUCACCGUCGCGGGGCUGCUGGUGUCGUCGCUCUUCUGGCAACCGCCGCACACGCCUAAGGGGCUCUGGGAGCGCCUGGCGUACCUGUCGUUCAUUGUGGCCGUUAUGUUCUUCUGCUCCGCUGAUGCUACCCCCAUCUUCAUUGAGGACCGGCACAUAUUUAUCCGCGAAACCUCGCACAACACGUACCGCACAUCGACGUAUGUGGUGGCGCACGCGCUGGUGUACAUGCCGCUGCAGAUGCUGAUGGCGGUGGUCGUCACGCUUGAGUCUUGGUGGUGCGUGAGGCUGUCGGGCGGUGCGAGCGGCUUCUUCUUCAUGGCGCUGCUAUGCUUCGGCUGCCUCUUCACUGGCAACGCCAUUGCCACCUUCUGCAGCGCCUUCUUCAGCAGUAUUAUCCUGGCGUACGCGAUGGUGAUCAGCACCAUGGCGUAUUGCACCAUCAUCAGCGGGUUCUACAUCCCGCGCACUGCCAUCCCGCCCUUCUGGAUCUGGCUGCACUACCUCUCGCCCAUCAAAUAUGCCUACGAGGCCAUGGUCCUCAACGAGUUCGACCGGGAUGACGCAGCGUGCUACUUCUCGCUCAACCAGAUCGAGUCCGUGGCGGCGAUCCGGUCGUAUGUGAACGUGACCCGUGCAGAGGCGGCCCUGGACGUGUUCCUGCCGGGCAUCCUCAUGCCGGGCGUGCACAUCACGGAGGACAGCUGCCUGCUGUACCGCGAGCGCAUCUACCGUGAUCUGCUGGAUAUCUCGCAGCUCACCAAGUGGCAGUGCCUCGCCGUGCUCUUCAGCAUGGCGCUCGCGGUGCGGUUUGCUUACUUUUGUGUGCUUGUAGGGAUCUACAAGUCCAAGCGCAAGUAGAGAGGGGUAAGGAGGGGAGUAAGUGGCGGGAGUGUGGUAGCAGCGGAGACAGGGGGUGCGGUGUCGGGGGGAGGGAAGGGGAGGGGCGGAGGAGGGGUGGAGAGGAGGAGGGGACGGCGAGGGUUUGUGGAGGAGGCAGUAGGAAGGCCAAUGCUCAGAUAGAGGCAUGCAAGAGUGGAGGGUAGGAAGGGCAGUGGCCUGGGGUUUGUAGAGUGGGGUUGCACUGAAGCAGGUUAAUGCAGGUGGAAGCAGCAAAUUGAAGCAGAUAGAAGCCAUUCGUAGCAGAGCAAAGCGGAUUGAAGCCGAUUGAAGCAGACUAUAUCAAGGGACCUGGGACCCAUUUAACCCCUUCCUCACUCAUCCUCCAGUCAUGUCCUCUCCAUCCCCAUCCGCUCCAUUCCAUCUAUCUUCCAUCCCUCUCUUACGGUGCAUCUCCAUCCAUCCUACCAAUCCUAAGAUGCACCAUGUACCAUGCAUGCUCCAUGCUCCAUGCACCAUGUGUCAUGUACCGUAUACCGUGCUCUGUAGCAGUGUGUCUAUGUCCUGGUGGGAGGAUCAAUACGCCUUCCUGUGACGAGAGCAUCGCGCUUAGCUGCGGCGGCUCUUCGCCUCUAGUCUAGAAGGGUUGGGCUUGGCCUCGUGCCUGGCUGGUCAAUAAGUCAAGUCUAGUCGGUCUAUUUAUUGCCUCCUAAGAUUCUUGUCUUGUCUCGUCUCCCCUCCUCUCCACUCCUCGUCUCUUACCAUUGCGCUGCCCCUGUGGGAGGCAAAGCUAGGUGACUCUGGUCUAGCCCUGGUUGACGGUUCCGCGAGGACACAAUGUUUUCUCGGCUACAUUGGGUGCAUUGUUUAACGGGGGAGGGAGGGGGAAAAGGCGGGAGAGAGUGUAGUGUAGCCUGUGUGAUGUGCACUAUGUGCUGUGAGACGGCCAUAGAUUAUGUCCACCUGCAUUUUCUAUGUGCGUAAAAUAUUCAUGCACCCUUCUGUUCAGCCAUCCAUGCUCCAUCCUUGCCUCCAUGCCUCCAUGCCUCCAUGCCUCCACCAUGCAUCGGCUGCUCUCCACAUAGUUCACAUCACCUCCCCCCCUUCCUCCGGCACCUCUUCCCUGCCUCCUCCCAUCGUUAGCUCGUCCCUCUGCUGCUGUCAUGUGAGAUCUUAUUGCAUCACGUUAAAUCUUUCUAUCUACUGCUCAUCCUGCUCUUCUGGUUCACAGCUUAGGUUUUGGGGCUGAUUCAGUCUGUACUGUAGUAUGGUACAUUCCCCACUAAAAUCGUGACAGCUGU